AUGGCACCAAACCUCAAACCCCCACAGCUCGAGCUCAUUCAUCAUAUGAUCGAGAGUAACUCAUUAACAAUGUCUGAAAUGGCCCAUGCAGCUGACUGCAGCAAGCAAUCUAUAGUACACAUUCGCUCUAACCUCAAAGUAUUCGGGAAGGUUAGGGCGCCGCGAAAUGGUGUUGGACGCCCGCGAACCAUCACGCCGCCUAUGCUCGAAGCUCUUCGGGAACAUUUGACAGAGAAGCCGACCUUAUACCAAGACGAGGUGGCCCUCUUUCUACGCUAUCAGAUACUUCCUUCGUAUGCUCAAGAUGGACUGGUCCUGUGUCGAGUAUUCCAGGGCGCUACUGAUGCCGAUGUUUUCGAAGACUUCAUCGAGCAACUCCUUCAGCACUGUAACAGAUGGCCAGAACCAAAGUCUGUUCUCGUUAUGGAUAAUGCUUCAUUUCAUCGUACAGGAAACAUCCAGCGAAUGUGCGUAGAUGCCGGCGUUAAGCUGAUAUAUCUCCCUCCUUAUUCACCGGAUUUGAACCCUAUUGAAGAGUUCUUCUCCGAGCUAAAACGAUUUAUCAAGCGCAAGUGGAAUGAAUAUGAAAUGAAUCCAAACCAAGGGUUUGAUGCAUUUCUCGAAUGCUAUGUCCGUGGCUUGGAACGUCGAGUCAAAGAGCUGGAUCAACAAAUCGCGUCGCUGUUGAGUCCUCAAAAUACACAGAAUAGCCCAUCUUCACAUCUUAGGCACCAGAACGAUGAACUUCCGCUUGCUGAUAGUCCUAUGCCCUCGGAACAUGUAGUAAACAACUUACCACCGGUGCAGCGGGUGGAUGAUGCGAUCCCAAGUAUUGACACCCUCCUAGCCACUCCCUUGUUGAAUGCUUUAGAGCAGAAGCCAGAUAACCUAGUAGAGGAGCUACGACUGCUGUCUUUGGAAGCCGCUGCAGAGCGCUACCUGGGCUCUUCUUCCGGCCUCCCUUUAGCCAAGCUCACCCUGGCCGUUCUUCGGCGACUGUCUCCAGAUCAAGACGUGUUCGAUGAAGAGAUCAGGGGUACUCAGCAUCAAAACUGUGGCCUCGAUACGGAUGCCGUUCGGAAGUUAAAUCCAAUAUCUUUUGAAAUGACCCCUCAACUUAAACUUACAAGCCCCCUACCGCUCAACUCGCUGUUCGAAAGUCCGACCGUUGGUGACUAUGAGGAUACAACAGAGCUGACCUCGCUGGAACCCGCCUACAUCAAUUACAUCUUGGAAUUCUAUUUCGCACAUUCCCAUACCCUUUAUCCAAUUAUUCGCAAGAGUGAUUUCGAGGAAGUGGUCUGGAGAGUAGACGCCAAUCCGUUGGAUCCUUUGGCCCAGUCUCACCUGUGGCAAUUCAGGAUAUGGAUGAUUCUAGCGAUCGGUUCAACGACACACUGCACUGUCUCCUUAUUGGAUGAGACUGAACCCGUACGGUUUUUUAAUAAAGCGAUGACUUAUUUUGAGCAAGCGAUGAGUUGCGGUGAUUUGGUAGAGGUCUUGAUGCUUCAAGUAUCAUAUUCUUUCUUCAACAAAAUAGGACCCAAUACCUGGUUCUUAGUGGGCGUGGCAGCUCGCAUGGCAACGGGAAUGGGGCUCCACACCUCAGAGGUAUACCAGUCUCUACCGGUUGAUGUCGCAGAGCAGCAGAAACGUAUAUUCUUCUCUCUUUACAUGAUGGAUCGUGUUGUUUCAUUGGCUCUAGGCAGGCCUUUUGCGAUUCAGGACGACGAUAUUACAGUUGAGCCAUUCGCCAAUGCAGAUGAUGAGGAUAUCAAAGCAGAUAGCAUCAGACCCUCUACCAAGAUAGAGCCUUCUACAAUGGCGGUUCCUCUCCAUAUCUUAGCUUUGAGGAAGAUUGCUAGUGAAAUCAGGACCCUGGUCCAUUCCCCGAAGUCUAUUAGACAACAGGAUCUCCAGACGCGAAAACAAUCUAUCCAAAGGCUCCACAAGCGACUUGUCGAAUGGCGCCGAAGUAUGCCGUUCCCUCUUCCCGACCUACAAUCCAAGGUUCCCCAUCUCUGUACUAGCUGGUUCGACCUAAAUUACUACACUCACAUAAUCAUGCUUUAUCGCCCAUUGCUGCAAAGUCCGAAUUUGGAAAUUUCCGGAAUGAAAAUUCUCGCAGACGCAUCUUCAAUGGCAAUUCGACAAGCGGUUAAUUUGCAUCAGCAAUAUCGAUUCGCUUUCAAUUGGCUAAACCUCGUAGCCGUUUUCAACUCGGUACUGCCUCUUAUGUAUACCUCUACUGCACAGGUAGGAAAUCUUCCCUUAGUGAUAGAUUAUUCCAGAGCAAUCGCGGAUUUAGACCAGGCUGUGGAACUGUUGAAGUCCUUUAGGCGAAAGUUUCCUUCUGCGAAGAAGAUUCAAGGCAUGAUCAAGGCCGUGAUAAAGAUACUUCGGGAAUAUGACAUAUCCUCGAUGGGGUUUGGAGGAUGA
Messenger RNA from Aspergillus affinis, 2439 nucleotides. RefSeq names its product GAL4. Gene Ontology annotation, biological process: positive regulation of transcription by RNA polymerase II; DNA-templated transcription. NCBI's taxonomy places the organism in Eukaryota, Fungi, Ascomycota, Eurotiomycetes, Eurotiales, Aspergillaceae. Gene Ontology annotation, molecular function: zinc ion binding; DNA-binding transcription factor activity, RNA polymerase II-specific; sequence-specific DNA binding. The transcript has 7 exons. Bases 1 to 2439 code for a protein of 812 amino acids. The record is from RefSeq and is a predicted model, not a curated record.